AUGCCCUCCUUUCAGUCAUUUCACAGGAGUGCCUCUGGGCGUCAGUUUGUGUGUGCCAACCAGCAAUACCUCAAGGCACUGGAGGAGCUUGGUGAAGAGAGUCAUCGAGAGUUGAAGUUGUUGAUUGCCAACGUGACCUUUGAAGGGCAGCUGUUGGAACUCCUGGAGAUCUCUGGAGACUGGGGCUAUGGAGCUCCGCUGGUAUACACCAGCAUCAAUGGCCGUUUUCCGCACCCUGGGCGCCGCGGCGCUCCCGGGGCCUUCCGUUUGGACUGGGUUCGCGGGCUCUUCCUGCGCUUCACGCGCGAAAAAGGUCCGCAGCGGGUGGAGCUGGAGAGUGGCCAUUUGCGGGACUUCAGCUCAGAGAAGCCCAAGGGCUUCUAUGGCAGGUUUGAGGCCAUCUGCCGGCGCAAGACCUUGGAGCGUGUGCGGCAUCUUUGGGAGGCCCCAGACCAUGCUUCAGACCCAGAAGAGAUCUCCGUGAAGGUGCAAGAGGCAUUGAAAGAGUUGGAGAAUCAGAGCCAGGAAGUGUUACAACCUUGUGAACAUGAGAAAGGAGCUCGGCUGGCGGAAGCGGUCUUAGAGGACAUCAUCAGGGCCAACUGUGAGGACCCAACACCACCACCCGGUCUGGCGAAAGGAGGUGCAUCAAGCCAAAGUUCCUCUUCGGAGGCGCAUGAUGCUGACGAUGACGAAGGGCGGAGUCGCCCGGCCCGGCGCCCGGGCCGUGGGACCCGCGGCUACCGGCGCCCAAAGCACCGUGGCGGUGGUGCGUCACCCGAAACCUUUGCAGAUUCGGCCCACGAUGCGGAUGCUCAAGUUCCAAGCCCCCGGAAUGGGCGGCCACGUCGACCACUCUGGAGCCUGCUGCAGGCCAACAGGACAGGGAAGCUGCAGGCGCUCCUGGAGAAUCUGCGGCGGGAACAACAAGACAUGCCCUCUGACCUUCAAGCUCUGAAGGAGCGCUUCGAGGAGCUGCAAAGCGCCAGUGGGGAGCUCCAAAGCAACGAGCUGCCCUCGGUGGCCGAAAAGCUGGCGUCCGAGGUGGAGCGCCGAGCUGACGACUUUCAGCGACUCAAGGAACGUGCACUGGAGAGUUUGCUACGGAUGAAGCGCCAGGGGAAGCUGGACCGGCUGGCGCAGGAGAUGCGGGCCAAUGUGACUGAACAUCAGGCCGUCGAGGACCACUCCCAACGCCCGCCCGUGCCGGCGAAGCAGCGCGCCCUGCAGAGCUUGUUAGAGAUGAAACGAUCGGGAGAACUUCAACUCUUGGCAGAGGAGAUGGACUCCGCGCAGAAGAAAUUCGAGGCCAAAGCUGCCCAGUUCCGGGAGAUCUCCGCGAAGAUGCGCCGAGGAAUGAUGAACGCCAUGCGGAACGGCGAGCUGGAACGCUUAGUGGGCGAGAUGACCGAAGUCCUCGAAACGCAGGCUGAGAGCAUCCGCUCGCGCGUGCGGAAAGGGAUGCUCCGAGCGCACCGCCGUGGAGAGCUUCAAGAUCUUCGACAGGAGUUCGACGAGCUGGCGGAUGAAGUGCCGUCCAUGACGUUUCCCCCGGCCUCGGUGAAACCUCGCCGGCCGGGUGAAGGAAGCGAUUCGGAUGAGGCCAAGAAGAAGGAGGAAGAUCUCUCCAGCAAUGAGGGCAGUGAUGCGGAGAAGAGCGCUCCAGCGUUGAGCAGUUGGCAGCCAAAGGCAGGGCUGGCAGGGCAAAAUCAUCAUUUGUUUGACGGAUUUUGA
Messenger RNA from Durusdinium trenchii, 1734 nucleotides. Lineage: Eukaryota; Dinophyceae; Suessiales; Symbiodiniaceae. The record is from the annotation of a GenBank genome assembly.